Messenger RNA from Cylindrotheca closterium, 3075 nucleotides. The record is from the annotation of a GenBank genome assembly. Lineage: Eukaryota; Bacillariophyta; Bacillariophyceae; Bacillariales; Bacillariaceae.
AUGCAACAUCCAGAUCCAGAUCCACACCAGGAUCUCGAUGAUCCCGCAUCCUCGACAACUCCUCCCAAUAGUCUAUACUCACAUGAACGAGGAAGUGCCUAUUCGUCUCGUACUAGGAGCAGGCGAUACGAAGGCAUGAUGCCUCAUCAAGACACGAUGGAUCAAGUCUUGGACACUCAUUCGCCUUCCAUGCGACAAAUUGCCCGUGAAUUGCUCGUGGGAACCUCCAUGCGCUCUCGCAAAUCCUUUGUGGGAGAUUUUCGACGUUCCUCCCAAGCUACGGCCCGGGAUUCUUCUCUUGUAUCUGAUGCUGAAGAUUCCCAUUUGAUUUCAAUGGAUCAAGAAAUAUGCCAUCUGUCGUAUGGCGCCACGAUGCUCGACAAUGGCUCGCUCAAUGACGAUAAAACACUACCACCAACACCAUACUCGAAUGGUUCUUCGGCUCAUCAUCACUCCUCACAAAUCUCGCAAUUCGAACAAAUCCUGAACCAAACGACUGCUGUCGCCGUCGUUUGUAUAUUGAAUAUGAUGAUUUCCAUUCCCUUUGGAUCUUCGUACUUUCCAGUGGGUUGGAAACCGGAUGGCGAUUUGUCUACCGAAGAUGCAGGCACGGAUGAUGAAGUCCACGGCAACUUUCCCAUUGUAGCCAAACAAGCUCUGGGCAUUCGCAUGUUUCUGUUUGCCACCUUUAUUGGACAGUUUGCUUUCACGUUCAGCAGUAAAUUUACCAAUCCGGUUGGAUUACAAAUGGUAGAAAAUGUUCCCUUUUUGCACAGCAUUUGCAAUACUGUCAUUCAACAACAAGGGUAUGGCAAAGAAGCACUAUCGACAGUAUUUUUUCUGUUUGGCUUGUCAAGUGUGGUCGUUGGACUGACAUUUUACCUACUGGGCAAGUGGCAACUCGGCAGAAUUGUCUACUUCUUUCCAAACCAUGUUUUGGUAGGUUGUAUUGGGGGCAUAGGUGUUUUCAUUGUGGUUACUGCCAUUGAAGUGACCAACAACACGCCUUUUACCUUCGAUUGGGAUGGUCUCGUGGGGUUUGCGGAUCACUUUCAUUUGUUUGCAGUUGCCUUAUUCUUCGAACUCUUGCUUCGAUUUCUCAUGUACAAGACGGAAGAUGCGGAUGGAGUAGCAAAGUAUCCCUAUCUAUCGCCAGUAUACUUCUGUCUGAUAACUCCGGCUUUCUAUUUGGGACUGCAUCUCUUUGGCAUUUCCAUGGACCAAGCUACCGAAAUCGGAUACUUUUUCCCAGCUACAGUGGACACUGGAGUUGCCGAAGCGGCAAACACCAGCUGGUGGUACGACGAUUCUUUAUGGGAUAUCUUUCAAGUGAUUGAUUUGUCGACCGUUUCUUGGGUGGCUGUCUUUCGGUCGACUGGUACCAUGGUGGCAUUGGCUGCCUUUUCCUUGAUUCACGUUCCUAUUAACAUUCCUGCCUUUGCCAUUUCCACUGAUGUUGAAGUUGACAUGAAUGCCGAACUCAUGGCCCAUGGGUAUGCCAACUUUGCCUCUGGCAUAUUUGGCGGACUGCAAAACUAUGUGACAUAUUCCAACUCUGUUCUUUAUGCCAAGUCAGGAGGCGAUGGAAAGAGUAGUUCUAUGGCCAUUGUAGGAUUGACCAUGAUCCUCUUUGUAAUUGGUCCGCAAAUUGCCUCUUUUUUGCCGAGAUGUAUGGCAGGAACUUUGCUAUUUCACAUUGGCAUUGAUUUGAUUCUUGAGGGAGUCUACGAUUCAUUUGGAAACUAUGAUAUUCUCGAGUAUACAGGAAUUUGGGUGAUUACUCUCGUCAUGACGAUCUGGGGCAUGUCGGCAGCCUUAAUUGCCGGCGUCAUUGCCGCACUUUCAACAUAUGCUGUCCAGUCCAUCCACCACCACCACCCGAUUCGACAAAUUCUUUCGGCAACCACCCUUCGAAGUAGUGAUUGGAAUCGGUGUGCCACUGCAAGGGGUAUCCUGGAGGACGAUGUGACUGGGCGGUCGAGAAUCUUAGUCUUUCAAUUGCAAGGUCACAUCUUCUUUGGAAACAUUGCCCAACUCACAGAUACCAUCAAGGAUAUUCUAAAGGAAAAGGAGUCGUCGGGUGAAAUUCCCAUCGUUGUCAUUGUUGACUUUACGUUGGUGGUGGGUAUGGACAGUUCUGCUGCUCAUGCCGUGGCUAAGCUGAAGAAGAUUGUACACAGACUCUUUGGUGUCGAAGUCUCAAUAUUUGUCACUGGGUCUGGUCGAGGUGGUUUCCCUUGUGAAUAUGCUUUGACGGAAGCCCUGUGUCCGGAAGCGGCAGAGCAGAUUCAGGACGCUGGAAUUGAUUGGAACGAUGUUUCAACAGAACAUGCAUCCGAACCUUCGAAAUCCAGAAGGAACGAAUCUCCCAAGAGUGCAGUAAAUCGUGGGUCUAUAUCCGUCUCUCCAGGAACAGCAUCUGUCGCUGCUUCUCAACUCUUGAGCAAGAGAACGGGUGGGCAAGUUUGCGAGUCGCUGGAUGAAGCGCUUCGUUUUGCUGAAGACAUUCUGAUUGCUCGGGAAAAGCCUUCCCUCGUGCAUUCUGAUAGCGUGGCCUCGUGCAUAGAUAUUUCGGACCUGGCUAAGAUUGAAAUGUCCUUGAAAGAGGAAGAAUAUCACGUGAAAAAGUACCUCAAGGAACUCUUCUCCUCUGCAGAUGAACUCAGUACGGAUGCGAUUGAAGCCAAUGCUGAGCUUCUACUGUCCUUCAUGGAGCGAAAGGAGUAUCUAAAGGAUCAAGCUCUAUGGGAACAAGGGGACGACAGUGAUUGUGCUCAACUUCUCGUUGUAGGGGAGCUUUUGUCGAUUAUUGAGGACACUGGUGCAUCCGAACAAGUCAAGUUUGGCAAUAUGGUCGGCGAGUUGGGAUUGGUACACGAUGCCAAGCGAUUGACUACUUUGAUAUGCUCAUCUAAUAAGGCAGUACUCUACUCACUCAGUCGACAGAACUGGCACAUAAUUUCAACCCAGUAUCCGCAAUUGGCCAGAAUGGUGGAUGCGAUUGUGAUACGCUAUUUGGCACACAGAGUGCAGCACGUCAACAAUCGAUAUUUUACGACAACUCUGCCAGUCUAA